Molecule: messenger RNA, 22741 nt
Organism: Podarcis lilfordi (Lilford's wall lizard)
Lineage: Eukaryota; Metazoa; Chordata; Lepidosauria; Squamata; Lacertidae
Source: the annotation of a GenBank genome assembly
AUGCUAGACAGCAUUCCAAGCUACAGCUGUGGAGGACAGAAUAAUGUGUUAGCUGUUUUUGAAGAAACAGCUACUGAAAUCUCCAGCCAUAUUUCAAGAAUGUUGAGCAUCUACAAAAUGCCCCAGGUAGGACUUUGCUUCCUUCCUCAUUUCUAUAUCUCCACCAGUGUUGAGAAACCCCUUCACCGCUCCAGAGGUUUCUGAACUUUUUGUUAUUAUUAUUAUUAUUAUUAUUAUUAUUAUUAUUAACUACCAAACCAUCCAUGGCUGGCCAUAGCUAUGCUUGUGGGGAGUGAUGGGAGUUUUAGUUCAACAACAACCUAAGGGCCAAAUUUUCCACAUCCCUACUCUCCAGGGAACAUAAAACAGAAGUACCCAAAAAGAGAGACUAUAGAAAGAAUAUCACAUUUUAAGAAAGUGGGAACUGAUUUGGAAAGCCCUGGGUCUCUUUCUCUCACCCUCACCAGACUGGCGUAGGAAGAAUUAGUAUCAUAUUUCAACAUAGUCCCUUGUUCCCCAGGAGUUCUUCUUUCUCAGGCAGACCUGUGGCUGUCUAGAAGCUAAUUUAAGGUUAAGGGGCCUGCACUCCUGCAGACUGUGUCACUGCCUAGCUUCUGCUUCUGCCUCUCAUUCUUUGAAGUGGCCCAUUGUGAUUCUUAGAAGAGGUUGGAAUGCCAUGACCCCUGAAUGCCCCAGAUGCCCUAUUCUGCCUCAGUAUUCAUUAGAGCCACUUCCUUCUCUGUGAGCUCCAGGUUUUCCACCGGAGGCAUGAAAUACUUCCCAGAAGCAACUGGUUAGUCACUGUGAAAACAGGACGCUGGAUUAGAUGUCACAUGAUCAUUGGCCUGAUCAUGUGACAGGGCCUUUCUUUUUUAUUCCUGAAAACAAGCCACAAAUCCUUUUCUUUCUAGAUCAGUCUGGGCUCUACUGCUUAUGAUCUUAAGGGGAAAAAACAGUUUCCUUUUAUCUUCUGGAUGGCCCCAAAACAAGAAACCCAGUACAUGGGGAUUGUCAAGUUGUUGCUCCACUUCGGGUGGACAUGGGUCGGUCUCUUUGUUCCAGACAAUGACAAUGGAGAAAGGUUCCUGAGUGCUUUCACACCUCUGAUGAUCCGUAGUGGGAUCUGUGUUGCUUUCUUGGAAAAAAUGCCUUUUUUCAUUAUGGAGAUGUCAUCCUUACAUUGUAGACCAUCUGUCCUGAGGCAAGUCAAGGUGUUCAUUUACUAUGGAGACUCUGAAAAUGGAAUUUAUACAAUCACAUUCAUACAACGCAUUCAUGAAGUGAGGAAAUCUCAGGGGAUAGUUUGGAUCACAACAGAUGUUAUUGACAUUGAUGUGAUGUUGUUUGGUGAUGUGGCUUUCUUCCAGCCUGCCCAAGGUUCUUUGUCCUUGGUAAAGAAUACCAAAAAAAGGACAGAACAUGGCUACUAUCCUUGCCUUUCAUCUGAAGCUGCAACUGCAGCUGCACAGUUUUGGUCGAGAGCAUUAAAUUGUUCAUGUUCAAACAAUGUGCUAUCCGUGGAGGGUUGGACAAGAUGCACAGAAAAGGAACCACUAGAAACUUUGCCCCAGGAAGUGGUUGAGGCAAUCUGGUCUCAAGACCGCUACAACAUUUACUACAGUAUCCAACUUGUGGCCCAGGCCUUAAAUGUCGCAUAUUCAUCCAGAUCCAAAUGGAGGUUAAUGGCGGGUGGAGGAGACAGAUUGGAACGUCAAAGGUUGAAGCCAUGGCAGGUCUGUCCUCACCCCUUUUUGCCAUCUGUUUUCCAUCAUUGGAAUCCUUUACGGAGUCUAUAUAUUUUGUAGUUUAUCACAUUGUGAUUGUAUGCCCUGUCUUUAACUGAACAUCCUGAGAAUUUUUUGUUUUUGUUCAUCUUUUUUGUGGCUCUACAAUAGUUUGAAACUAAUUAAUGAACAAAAGCAUUGGGAAAUAUUCAUUCACAAAAUAGGGCAUGAUAAAUUGCUAAGGAGUGUUCUGUCACAUUGAUUAUUUAAUAUAUUUAUUUCGUAAGAUGUAUAUAUCGCUUGACUGCUCAAAAAACUUCAAAACAGUUUACAAAAAUGUUAAAACAAUAAAAUUCUAAUAAAGAAAUUUAAAACCCUAAUUUGAACCCUAUUUCUGAAACACAUACAAAGUUGAAAUCACAAUAGAAUAGAUUAUAGCAAAUUAAAAAGAAUGUAACCUUUCUAGAGUUCCAAAGUACUUUCCUGGCCAUGUCCUUAAUAUAUGUUUAUUUGACUCUUAUCCCAAGAGGAUUUAAAACCUGAUAAAGGACCUAUUAUAAUGACCCGUAAGUCACCAAAUAAAGCAGAUACGAGGUCUCUGCCUCUAUCUCCCUGAUUUAGGAUCGAUUGCUCAAAAGUGGUAAGCGGUCUGGAACCUUUCUCAAUUAUCAAAGAAAACAAGAUUACAUCCUACAAAAUAUCCAACUUCAUGAAUGGAUUUGAUGAAUCAAAUGCCCAGGAAACUUCUUGCAAUUGUUAUGCAAUUAUAUAGUGUACUGUCAUCUGCAAUGGAGUCUGCACCCAAGCCUGUAGUUCCCACACGCAACCCUGAUAUCAUGUUUUCUAAAUGCUGGUGUUUCUCUGCCAUUCUAGCUUCACCCUUUCUUAAAAGAAAUCCAGCUUUCCAAUUCAUCCAUAGGAGGGAUGUAUUUUGAUAAGAAUGGGGAGCUGACUGCCAACUUUGAUAUCAUGAACUGGGUCGUAUUUCCCAAUAGAUCUCACAGCAGAAGGAAAGUUGGGAGCAUCGAGGAACAGGCAUCCUUCGAUGUAAAGUUCACCAUUAAUUCAGAAGCCAUUGUGUGGCCAGGGAACUUCAGCAAGGUCAUUGCAUUGAUUGAUUGAUUGAUUGAUUGAUUGAUCGCAUUAAUAUUGUGUCAGGAGUCAUGCCCCCCAAGACUCUGGGGGAAUGCCUUCGCAGUUGUAAGUGAGUAGAAACUUCAAGAAGACACAGGGAGGACUCAGGACGCAGUGGAUUAAUUAGUAAAAGUUUACUGAGGCAGAAAUAAGCUUGACAGUUCAGUACCAGAUCCCUGGAAGGGCACUCUCUUAAUAAUCCAGUUGCAGUAAAAUACAACAGUAAAAAACUUAAAACGAACAACAUACUCUGAGAAAAUCAAUUCAGAAUGAGAGAGUGAAGGAACAUCAGAGAGAGUGGAAGUAAGAAUAACAUUCGACCCCAUCUCAUUUAUAGGUAGGCUGGGGGAGUUUGACCUGGAAGCACAACGAGCUCAUUCCAGCUUCAUGUCUGUUUCCAUGGAAACCUUGGAAACCUUCCUGACACACUAGAAGAUUCUGGAAAACUUCUGUUAGAUUCUAUAAGCUUCCAUGGCUUCUGUACUUCAGAAAUGCCAUUAUACCUGACAUAUCCCACCUUUAUGGAGCUCAAAACAGUAUAUAUGGUUUGCUGCCUCUUCUUUUUAUACCCACAACAACCCUGUGAAAUAGGACAGAUUGAGAGGAAGUGAAUGCUCCAAGGUCACUCAGGAAGCUUCAUGGCUGAGUGGGAAAUUGAACCUUGGUCUCCUGGGUAACCACUGCACCACUGCACCACUGCACCCUCUAACCACUGCAUCACACUGGCUCCAGUUCCCUUGUGGGAAUUGCUAAGUUCAGAUAAUUUGCCAACAGCUGCCCAUUUCAGAUUAACCCUAAAAUGGCCCUUCCCAGGGUGACCGCCACUUCCCAGAUGUCUGCACUUCCACUUCCCAGAUGUCUGCACCACUGCUCUUCCCAGAUGUCACUGCUGUUUUCCUUGCCCUCUCUGUUUUGCAUAGCAAUUCAGUUGGAGAGGGGCAAAGAGAGGAGAGGCUGUCUUUACACUUUUCCUUGUUCAUCCACUCAGAGGGGGAGAUGAAAAUUCAUCAAUGGGCCCAAAGUUGACAGUGGGGCCGUAGCUGCCAUUUGGGCUUUAACAGCUGCCCAAUAAUGCCAACUACUUAUAAAAAUACAAAAAUACAUAUCAUAGUAACAAACAGGAGCAAUAAACCCCAAACACAUUUUAAAAGGCAAUAGAGAGUUUAAUUAACCUUUUACCUUAAACAAUGUAUAAAUCCCAUUAUGGUUUUUAAAUAUGAAACUUUACAUCAGAAACAAAAUCAUGUGUCCACAGUCCAAACAAAAUUUGGAAGGGUCUCAUUCCCAUUUUAAGCUUCCUCACCUGACCUCAGUAUUCUAAAAAUGAUAUUUAUUUGAGCAUUUUUUUCAGUCAGGGCCUUCAGAUGAUGAUAAUAAUAAUAAUAAUAAUAAUAAUAAUAAUAAUAAUUUAUUAUUUAUACCCCGCCCAUCUGGCUGGGCUUCCCCAGCCACUCUGGGCGGCUUCCAAAAAAAAUUAAAAUACUAUAAUACAUCAAACAUUAAAAGCUUCCCUAAACAGGGCUGCCUUCAGAUGUCUUCUGAAAGUGUGGUAGUUGUUGUUCUCUUUGACAUCUGGUGGGAGGGCGUUCCACAGGGAAGGCGCCACUACCGAGAAGGCCCUCUGCCUGGUUCCCUGUAACUUGGCUUCUCACAAUGAGGGAACCGCCAGAAGGCCCUCGGAGCUGGACCUCAGUGUCUGGGUAGAACGAUGGGGGUGGAGACGCUCCUUCAGAUAUACUGGACCAAGGCCUUUUAGGGCUUUAAAGGUCAACACCAACACUUUGAAUUGUGCUUGGAAACGUACUGGGAGCCAAUGUAGGUCUUUCAAGACCGGUGUUAUGUGGUCUCUGUAUGAUGUCUGUAAUUUAUGUUGAUCUCCUUUUAUGUUCUUUCUCCUUGUUUUUAGGUUGUGCCUCGUUCAAGAUGCACUGAAAUCUGUCGCCCUGGAUAUGCCAGAGUAGCUAAAGAAGGGGAGCCUGUUUGCUGCUAUGAUUGUGCUCCUUGUGCAGAAGGGACCAUCUCCGUUCAGGAAGGCGGGUGACUCUAGAGGAAAGGGAGAGGCUUGCUUAAUCAGGCCAAAGGCCCAUCUAGUCUAACACCCUUUCACAAUGUUGAACCAGAUGCCUAUGAAAAGCCCACGAGCAGGACCUUAGCGCAACAGCCGUCAGUGGAAGGGGACAAACAUUUAAGCCUACAGAAGUUGGGCGCCACCCCACUCUCUGCCAAGCGUUAGCAAGAUUCUAGGGGGUUCCCUGGGCUCGCCCAGGGUUUGUGCUCCUUUUGGGAAAUGAAUACUCAGGGGAGACUGUCAUAGCUUUAAGAAAUAUGAUUUAUUCACAUAGUUACACCUUCAAUCUGCAUGUAGGGUGUCCAGAUCUUAGCACAUAAUCAAGAGGGACUUGUUCCCCAUAGCAAUGCAAAACUCGAGUGCAAGAAAUCUCUCCUAACCCUUCUUCAGCCAGUCUAGCCAAAAUGGGUCCCUUCUUCUUCUCUGCCUUAUUCUUCCCAGCACACCUUGGUAAAGACUCUCUUUUCCUGACACCUCAAAUGCACACCACAUCACCAUGGCAACCUCUGUCUUCCCAGGCCCAGGAAUUCCUCGCAGAUGGGCCUUCAACAGCUUUUAUCAUGUUAGUACCUCUAUCCCAGAUAAGGUCCUGGCUUGGAAGGAAGCAUAGGCUCUAUUUUUCCACUGGCUUACAUACUUCAGUACUCCAAAUAGUCAAAAUCCUAUCAUUUAUUAAUCUCUUAUUAUUGGUUUCCCAAUGAAUUAGAAAACAGACAGUUAUGGAUGUAAGAAUUUUGUUAGUGAUACUGAAGUCCUUCUUCUUCUCUGCAGAUGCAAAGCAUUGCACCAAAUGCCCAGAAGAACAGCAUGCAAAUCAAGCAAGAGACAAAUGUGUCCCCAAGAUUAUAACAUUCCUCACUUAUGAAGAACCGUUGGGGAUUGUCCUGGUGUCCUUUGCUCUCUUCUUGUCCUUGACCACUGGUGUUCUCCUAGGAAUCUUCAUUAAAUACAUGGAAACUCCCAUAGUCAAAGCUAACAAUCGAGACUUAUCCUAUAUCCUCCUUAUCUCCCUCCUGCUUUGCUUUUUGUCCUCCUUCCUGUUCAUCAGCCGGCCAAGCAAAGUGACCUGCCUUCUCCGACAAACAGCCUUUAGCAUCAUCUUCUCAGUUGCCGUCUCUUCUGUUUUGGCAAAAACCAUCACUGUGGUGCUGGCCUUCUUGGCCACAAAGCCAGGGAACAGGGUGAGGAGAUGGCUGGGGAAGAGUCUGGCCAACUCCAUUGUCCUUUCCUGUUCCAGUAUGCAGGUUGUCAUCUGCACCAUCUGGCUAGGAAUCUUUCCACCAUUCCCAGACUCUGACAUGCAGUCCCAAGCUAGAAAGAUCAUCCUUCUAUGCAAUGAAGGAUCUGUUGCCAUGUUUUACACUGUCCUUGGCUACAUGGGCUUCCUGGCGGCUAUCUGCUUAACGGUGGCUUUCCUAGCGAGGAAGCUGCCUGGGGCCUUCAAUGAAGCUAAGCUGAUCACCUUCAGCAUGCUGAUCUUCUGCAGUGUUUGGGUGUCCUUUGUGCCCACCUACCUGAGCACCAAGGGGAAAUACAUGGUAGCUGUGCAGGUCUUCUCUAUGUUGGCCUCCAGUGCUGGGCUUCUGGGCUGCAUCUUCCUACUGAAGUGCUACAUUAUCAUACUCAGGCCUAAUCUGAACACAAAGGCACAUCUAACUACAAAAAGUGAAGGCGGUAGUGUCUGAUUCUUAGCUUCUUUGAUGAUUCUUAGCUUCACAUAAAAUAUGUUGUUAAGGUGGACUCUACCCUGGUUUGUGUCAGGACAAUUGGAAACACAAUUGUAUUAUGAGUUGUCCUGCUUCUGCUUGCUACGGUAUUGGAUAAUGUUGGAAAAUUACAGACUUAUUGGAUCUGGAAGGACAUGAUAAUAGAUUUGGGUGGCAUUCUUAAUUAUGGUAUUACAAAGUUAAAGUAAAUAAAGGAUUCCAGAACCACAUUAUAAGAAAGUCGAUCUACGAGGUAUGGGAUAGAUACAAAAAAUUAGUUGAAAGGAAAACCCCUUGUUGGCUCUCACCCUUAGAAGCUGUUUCUGUUAAAAAAUUAAAUAUGAAAGGGAAAUGGGCCACCUAUAGGGAUUUGUUAAUGGAGACAGAAAACCAGUUAAAAUAGGGGGAAAAUGAGGGGGUGAAAGAAUUGAUGGCAGAUUGGUUAGAAUACUACCAGAUAAGUGAUAUGUUUAAGAUACAUAAAAGAAAAGGUUUUGACACAAGAUCAAAGUCUGAGGUAGAGUUGCUAGAUAAUAAUGUGAAAAUAUUAUAAAAAAUGUUCAAGCUAUGGAAUGGCAUACAAUGGAUGAAGAAGUAAAAUCUGUAAUGAUCCAAUGAACAAAAGAUUUUGGGUAUAAUAUCCAAAUGAAAGCCUGGGAAAAAUUGUGAAAAGAGGACAUAAAAUUUACUUCAUGCUGCUCAUUGAAUUUAUUUUUUUUUAAAUGAUGUAUCGUUGGUAUCUAACACCAGUUAAAAUUGCAAAGAUGUAUAAAACUUGAUUAAAAGUGCACUGGAAGUGUAAAGAAAGCAAAGGUACGUUUUACCAUAUAUGGUGGAUGUGUAGUAAGGUAAAGACUUUCUGGGAAAUGUUAUAUAAUGAAUUAAAGAAAAUAUGUAAAAAUACAUUUGUUAAAAAGCCAGAAGCCUUUCUGGUAUGUAUAAUUAGUGAGGAGAUACCUAGAGAAGAUAAACAUUUAUGUAUGCAACAACAGCAGCAAGAACUUUAUUAGCCCAGAACUGGAAACAAUAAACAAUACCAUCGAAGAAAGAUUGGCAGAUGAAACUGAUGCACUAUGCAGAGAUGGCAAAGUUAACAGGAAAGAUCUGAAACAAAGAAGAUCAAAUAUUCGAAAAAGACUGGAAGAUUUUUAUGGGAUUUAAAAGACCACUGUAAGCACUUAAAAGCACUGAUAGGAAUGAAAAAAAGCUAGUUAUGUUGGAGAAUCAGUUUAUGUGCAUUAAGAAGGAAGGAAAAAUAGUUGGCCAAUUUAGAAAGAUGGAAUUGAUGUUCGUUUUAAAUUAAGAACCCAUGGGGGGAGGGAGGGAAAUUGACAAGUUCUAAGGAACUGGGUUGGAUGAUGUAUGAAAUGUAAAAAUAUGUUAAAUCUGAAAAAACAAUAAAAAUAUUAUAUAUAUAAAAAGAAGGAAACACUAUUAAGUCAUAGAAUCAUAGAUGACCCAAGAGUGUUUGUAAUUGUCUUGCCGUAAACAUCUCCAUCAUCUGCACUUCCCAAACAACCGGUUUUAGCAACGAGGUAGUAGAAAUAAUAAACCUAUGAGUUCAGAUUGGAAAUUUUCAGAAGUGGUCAAAUCACAUCUUUCUUUUUUAUAUUAUUUUUUUAAUUAGUUUCCUGAAUUUUAACAAAUCAGUCCAAAUUAUUUAAAUUUAAUACACUUUGCCUGCUAAUGUUAUUAAUUAUUUGCAAUUGUCCUUCAAAUAAGAAGACUUGCAAUGUUUAUGAUUGAUACCUUUUUAUAUUUAUUUAAAAUGUAAAAAUUGAAAUGGAUGAAAUAUAAGGAGGAAGAGGUACAAAUGUGGUGAAAUAGAUAGGAAUUAUGGUAACCACAAGGUGGGAGUGAGGGAAGUCAAGCAGCUCAUAUCAGCAAAAACUUAAUGUGAGUAAUAUAGAUGUGUUUAUAUAUAAUGAAAUGGAAACUUAAUAAAAUAUUAUUUUUAAAAAAUUAAUACACUUUUUUUAAAAUAAAAAAGGUUUCCCGCUCCUUUCACAAACAUAUGUUGAUUGCUUUCUGAUGCUGCCACAUUCAUUCUUCUUCUUUAAUCACCUCCUUAUUCUUCUGUUAGUCUUAAUCCAUUUUUGUAGCUAGCCUUCUUGUUUUCUUACAAACAGCAGCAUUUUUAUUUUCCAAACACAUUGAAUAGCCAUUUUGCAUGUUGAGCCUUUCCAGCAGUCUGUUCGCAGACCUAGAGUGGAGAGAGAUUAAUUGCCAUCUUUCUCAGUCCAUGCCAUUCCUAUGGAAACAUCCCUUCUGUUGUCCAAGGACGUGCUGAGUUAUAAAUAACUUCCGAGAAGAUGCCUGCUCCGCCAUUAAAAUUCUGGGGGUUAUUUUCCGCAGCUCGCAAUUAAAGAUCAGAAUCACAUUUAUAAACUCCUGGCAAGUAUAAUUAAGAGUCCUUGGCAAAUUGAUUCUCUUCUCCACUUCUUUCUUCAUACAGCUCAAAGAAAAUUAAUAUAAGAUCCAUUCAACUUCAGUCAAGAGGCGAGGGUAUAAAAAACAUUGUAAACCCCUUUAUUGAGUAUAAAUCAUUGGCUUCUCUCUCUUCCUCUAUAACAGAUAACAUCUAAACAUCUAAACAUGAUUCUUUCAUUUUGCGGUGAAGGUCAAAAGAGAAAAAGACCUUUUAGGAGGUUUAGGAGACCUUUCAGAACAAGUAUUGCCUUGCCUCCCCUUCCAUUCUGGCUAUUGUAAGUCUCUUCGCGCUAGUUGAAAAUCAUUAAAAUACCUUCAUGGCUCAAGCCAAGUCCAUUCAGCAGCUGAUUAGUUGCAGCCCUUUAUCAUAUGCCAUUUCAAGAGCGCCCCAUAAUUUAUGCCAAUAUUCCAAAUUGUACCUAAAAGAAUGCAUCUCUAGACCCAAUUUUGUUUCACAAACUUCUUUUUGGAAGUAAAGCUUUUCUUGUUUGAUCAAGAAAGAUAUUAUGAGAAAGGUCUUGAAAUAGAUAAAGAAAGAAUUAUAAUUUCUGAAGAAGAGAGAAGUCUAUAAUUUUUUGACAGAGGCCCUUAAAAAGAAAAAACUAUCCGCUUUAGAUAGGGAUGGGGGAGUCUUCUUCACCUAUAAAGGCAAAAAGAGGGCCAAUGAGGGCACAUGGCUUUGUAAGAAGAUACAAAAAAGACUUUGGUGAAGUUUUGGGAUCUAGGCAGGAAGAAGUGGGAGUGGUGAAGGAAGAAGAGGGCAGACAGUAAAGGGGGGAGUAGAAGGGUAAAUAAGAUAUAACUGAAAAUGGAUCUUAGAAUUCUUUCAUGGAAUGUAAAUGGACUAAACAAUAAAACGAAAAGGAAUAAAGUAGCACAUAUUUUGAUAGGACAGAAAUUAGACAUUUGCUUGCAGGAGACACAUAUAAAAGGCAACAUAGAAAAUCAUUAAUAAAAAUCUGGGGCAAAAAUUCAUCUCUUCAGAUUAAAAAAAGAGGGGUAGUGAUGUAUGUCAAUCCCAAAUUAGUCCCCAUAUUUUUAUUUAAAGAUGAAGAAGGUAGAAUAGUGGUGACCAAAAUGAGUCUAGAGGAGGAACAAAUAAUUUUAGUAGGAAUUUAUGCCCCUAAUGAAAGAAAAGCAGACUUCUUUAAAACAUUGGAAGAGAAACUGUUUGGCAUAUGUGAUAAUAGAAUAAUAGUGAUGGGGGAUCUCAAUGGACUGGUUUCCCUGGAUGUAGAUAGAACUAUAAGGAAAUUAGAGAAUGGGAAACUUACAGGGAAUUGCUAUAUUUUACAGAGGGAGAACCAAAACUGAAAUCAAUAGAAAUGUAAGGAGCCACGUUACAGAUUGAUAACAAUAUCAUCAAUUACACAAAAAGUUUAAAAUUGACAGGGGAAAUGAUUUUUUUCUGACCAAAGCUCACGAUUUGAAAAAGAACUUUUAUAAAAUAAAAUGUACAAUUUGUUAUUAAAGUGGGAAACAAAAGACGAGCUUGUUAAAGCUUCUAUGGUAAAGGUAAAGGACUCCUGGACAGUUAAGUCCAGUCAAAGGCAACUCUGGGGUUGUGGCGCUCAUCUCGCUUUCAGGCCGAGGGAGCCGGCAUUUGUCCACAUAUAUCUUUCCGGGUCAUGUGGCCAGCAUAACUAAACCUCUUCUGGUGCAAUGGAACACUGUGACAGAAACCAGAGUGCACAGAAAGAUGGUUUACCUUCCUGCCACAGCAGUACCUAUUUAUACUUGCACUGGCGUGCUUUUUUUUUUUUUUAAAUGAUAUUUAUUAAGAUUUCAAAGAAAAGAAUUACAUAAAUAGAGAAAAAGAGAAAAAACAAGAAAAAAACAAAAACAAAAGACAAAAGUAAAAAUAUAAGAAAAAUACAAAAUACAGAAAAAAAGAAUAAAAAACACUUUAAAAAUACAUCAAUCUUUCCAUGCCUUACAUUCAUUUCCUUGCUUCCCUGACCUCCUCGUACCUCCCUUUUUUGUAUUCCAAUUCAAUUAGUUAAUUCAGCAAUUUCUUUCCCUCUUUAUUUUCUCUUAAUCCUUUAACUUAAUAUACUAUAACUUUGGAUUUUCACCUAUUAACAGUCCAUUUUUACAUACACCUUUAUAGCAUUGCUGCUUAAACCACUUAACUUCAUUCUAACAUCAUUCUAACAUUCAUUAAUUUUGCAAUAUUUCUGUAGAUAGUCUUUGAAUUUCUUCCAAUCUUGUUCUACCGACUUUUCUCCCUGGUCUUGGAUUCUGCCAGUCAUUUCCGCCAAUUCCAUGUAGUCCAUCACUUUCAUCUGCCAUUAGCGUGCUUUUGAAUUGCUAGGUUGGCAGGAGCUGGGACAGAGCAACGGGAGCUCACUCCGUCACCAGGAUUCGAACCACGGACCUUCUGAUCAGCAACCCCAAGAGGCUCAGUGAUUUAGACCACAGCACCACCCGCUUCUAUGACACAAGGGGCAAUAGAUAUAGGACAUAAUAUAGAUCUGAAUCUCUGUGAAAAACUUUGGAAGAGUGAUUUGAAGUUCACAGCAUUUAAUUCUUUGAAGGAGAACUAUAUGAAAAUGAUCUGCAGAUGGUAUUUAACUUGCCAAAAUGUAUGCCAGUCUGAAUCAAAUAAGUGCUGGAGAUGCAAUGAGGCUGAGAGUACGUUUUAUCAUAUGUGGUGGACUUGUAAAAGGAUAAAAGAAUAUUGAGAAAUAAUUUAUAAGCAACGGAAGGCUGUGCCGAGCAAGAAAGGGACGUCACUUCCAGCCGCGGCAGCAUCACCCUGAAGUGGAGAACGGGGUCCUUGAUGCUGCAGCGACAGCAUACAAACUUAACUAGCAAAUAAACGAAGAACUUAAAGGCUCCUGGCUUUUGUUUCAGGGCCCCUACUUGUGAUCGUCCAGAGGCUUCGAUGGAGCCAGAAACAGGACAGAGCCACAUAACCUGCCCAACCCAGAGACUGGAAAGAAAAGAGCAAACCACUCGGGUCUCACCAAGCUCCCGUCCCCUCGUCCUAAGGCAGAAAUAUCUGGCGGCGUCGGAGAGAGGGAGGAAAAGAAGGCAUAGAAGUUAAAAGGUCGAAGCUGGCAGCAGAGCAAAACAAGGGAGAUCGCAAGAAGGCUGUGCCAAGCAGACAAGGGAUGCCACUGCCACUCCCCUGCGCUGGGUCCCUCUGCCGCUGCAGCCGCCGCAGCCGCCGUGCUGAACGAGGGAAGGCCAUACCGACAAAGCGGAAGUGCACCCCCAAACGGAGUACGUUCACAAUCCAAAAAAUAUAUGCAAACCGGAACACGCAUUUCCAGGUUUGAAGUGUUCGUAAUCCAAAAACUGUGUUAACUAGGUUGUUCAUAACCCAAGGCACCACUGUAUAUCUCACAUAUAUAUUUAAAACAACAGGUUUUUACAAUAAUCCUGCCAAUGUCUUGAUCUGUGUACAGUUUGUAUCAGAUCUAGGACUCCUCUAGUGCAGCUACAUUCUCUAACAGCAGCCAACCAGCUGCCACAGUGGGAAGCCACAAGCAGGACUGCAGGUUUAAAACUGCAAGUUUUUACAAUAAUCCUGCCAAUGUCUUGAUCUGUUUACAGUUUGUAUCAGAUCUAGGACUCCUCUACUGCAGCUACCUUCUUUCACAGCAGCCAGGCAGAUGUCCCCGGGUGUUGCAUGAUGGCCUAGGACACCAAGAUUGAAGUUCCACUUGGUACAAACUUCUAGCUUUAUUGUUGGGGGGGGGGGGGAACUUUUUGCAAUCCGUAUAAUCCAUACAGGAGUUUAUAAACAUUAGUCAUGUCCUGCCUUGUUCGUCUUUAUCAAUAAUAACUGUUCUAUAAUUUCCUGAACUUUACUGAAGUUGAUGUCCCCUCAGGUUUAACAGGGCCCAGAAUGACAGCCCCAUCUGUGAGUUCUAACUAACAUGCUUUGCUCUCGCUCUGCAGCUGCACGUUGAGUCAUACACAGAUGCCAGGGAGGUGGACCUUCUUAACCUUAUAAUUAUCAAAAUCAUGAUGAUUUAUUUAUCUAGUCCAGAGAUUUGCCCAGCGAUGGUCUUUGAGUCCAAAAAUAACAUAAACAUCGUAAUCAUAGUCAGGAUGAGCUAACAUAUUGCCAUAAACCUGCUGUACAAAAAGAAGUGUGUUAUAAAUAUCUGAAGCGUGGACUGAGAGAUUUGGGGCAGGCAGGGAUCCUUUCUGUGGGAGUUUUCCUUUUUGUACCUUUGCUUGAAGCUACUGUAUGAGUCCAGCUGCGCUCCUAAUGUCACUGCUGUCAGAAGAGUGUGUGACUCUUGCAGGCAUAGCCAGGAUGGUAUUAGUGCUGCUGUUAUUUCUGCUGCUUAUUCCCCAUGGAGUCAGUGCGAUGCUGAAAGCAAAAUGUCCAUUAAAUAUGGAAAAGGAUCACGAUCCAUCGAAUUAUUUCAGGCCAGGAGACCACCUUAUUGGUGGAGUCAUAAAUCAAGGACGAGUUCAUAUUUAUCCACCUGACUUUUCCCAGGGCCCCAGAAACCAUGUUAUGAGGUAAGUGAUUUAUGUUACCCACCUUGCGUUCGCAAUCACUGCUAUUUGCCAGACAGCAACUGAUUUCUGGCAAUCCCUGAUAAACCCUCCUUUGCCCAUCUAUUGACUUAAAAAGAAGGUUUGGGGAUUUAAAUUCACACUGACUCCUUUGUAUUUUGCAAACAGGGAGGUUAAUUCUGAACCCUUUCCCUUUUGGGGCUUCAGUUUUGGGGUUUAGAAAUCUCGGUUUGAUGUAUCAAUUACUCGGUUCGUGGGGUGAUUCCAAAUGUAGGAUUUUCACUGCAAACCUUUGCAAACUGACUGCAAAAUUUAGCACCGGUUUCGAGGGAAUCCCAGAUUUUAGGGUUCAUAGUUACUUAAGCUAAAUACUCAUAACUUCUGCAGAGUUACUAGGCAGCAUUCCCAGCUUGAGGAAGCAUUGUUGAGGUGUAAAACUCUCACAAUCUGCUGGGACAGAAUGCAAGAAUUUGGGAGCCAUGCCCAGUGAUGCAUUCUGGGGAAGAGCAGUGCAUCAAGAUAAGAGAGGGGACUGACUCCAACCCCGAAGAGGUUUGAAAUCUUCAGUCAGGGAAUUCCUGCAGGGAGAGAAAGAGAAUAACUUGCAAGCAACUGAGAUUUCUCUGCCUCUCCUUAAAAGCUAAGUAAGUGGGCAGGGGAUAUUGUUGGAACAACUUAACAAGUCCUGUUGAGUUUUGGAACAAGUGCUACUCAUCAUGAACUCCUGGAUCUUGACCUUGUUCUCAGCUGUGAUUUAAUGUUGCUACUGUUGGAACGUGGGUGGCGCUGUGGUCUAAACCACUGAGCCUUGGGCUUACAGAUCAAAAGGUUGGUGGUUCGAAUCCACGCGAUGGGAUGAGCUCCCGUUGCUCUGUCCCAGCUCCUGCCAACCUAGCAGUUCGAAAGCACCCAAAAAAGUGCAAGUAGAUAAAUAGGUACUGCUCCAGCGGGAAGGUAAAGGCGUUUCCGUGCGCUGCUCUGGUUCGCCAGAAGCAGCUUAGUCAUGCUGGCCACAUGAACCGGAAAAACUGUCUGCGGACAAACGCUGGCUCCCUUGGCCUGUAAAGUGAGAUGAGCACCGCAACCCCAGAGUCGUUCACGACUGGACUUAACUGUCAGGGGUCCCUUUACCUUUACUGUUGGAAAAGAGCAAACACAUUUCCUUCUUCUGCGCUUCUAGUUAAUGCAUGGGCUACGUGAAACCACACAAGGCCACAGCUUGUCUAGCAACCUAGCCAGGGGUUGUUUGUAGCCACUAUUCUAGAUUCAGGUAGAUAGCUGUGUUGGUCUGACACAGUCAAAAUUUAAAAAAUUGUCCAGUAGCACCUUAUAGACAAACUAAGUUUGUUCUGGAUAUAAGCUUUUGUGUGCAUGCACACUUCUUCAGAUACCACUAUGUUUAUCUUAACUCGGCCCACCAAUCUCAGAGAUUUGGAUUCCUGUCCUCUGCGGACAAAAUGUCUGCUAUUUCUCUCUUUUGUUCCUUCUCAUCCUGUAAAUAGUUCCUGUCAAGUCUCUGAGCUCCAGAAACUGUAAGUUAUCAUUCCAAUCAAAUUCACCCAAGCUGCAAGCUCGCCUCAAAAAAUAUUCAUUUCCUUGUUGGAGCACCUGGACAAGAUUGUACUCCUUCAAAGCUUGGCCCAUUAGAUAUAAGACUAGUAGAUUCUUCUUAGGUUCUUAUAGAACAAAAAGUAUGACAUGUUGUCUUCAUUAAAUGGUAAGGAGACAGCUGAAACAAAUGUUUAUUUAUUUAUUCAUUUUUUUAUUCAUUUUUAUUCAUUUAUUCAUUGUUUAUUCAUUUGCAGUUUAACAUCAGAGAACCCCUCUCCCACUCUGUCCCCCUUAUUUGCCAUCCAAGAGAUCAACCAGAAUCCUAAGCUUUUACCCAAUGUCACCCUCGGCUACAGCAUCUAUGAGGCCGCUUUUGAUGUCAGAACAACAGCUGAUGCUCUGCUAGACAGCAUUUCAAGCCACAGCUGUGGAAGACAGAGUAAUGUUAUAGCAGUUUUUGAAGCAACUACUUCUGAAAUUGCCAGCCAGAUUUCAAGCAUGUUAGGCAUCUACAAAAUGCCCCAGGUAGGACUUUGGAGGGGAUUGGAGACCAGCUAUGUUUUCUUCCUCUUUUCUAUAUCUCCACCAGUGUUGAGAAACCCCUCCACCCCUCCAGAGGUUUCUGAACUACAAAGCCAACCAUUCCUGGCCAUUCGCCAUGCUUGUGGGGACUGAUGGGAGUUGUAGUUCAGCAACAUCCUGAGGACCAAAUUUUCCCCAUCCCUGAUCUCCAGGGAACAGAAAUAACAAGCACCCAAAAAGACAGAUCAUAGAAAGAAUGUCACAUUUUAAGAAAGUGGGAGCUGAUUUGGAAAGCCCUGAGUCUCUUUCUCUCACCUCAUCAGACUGGGUAGGAAAAACUAGUAUCAUAGUUCAACAUACAGUGGUACCUCAGGUUAAGAACUUAAUUCAUUCUGGAGGUCUGUUCUUAACCUGAAACUGUUCUUAACCUGAAGCACCACUUUAGCUACCACUCCUGCUGCCGCCGCACGAUUUCUGUUCUCAUCCUGAAGCAAAGUUCUUAACCCGAGGUACUAUUUCUGGGUUAGCGGAGUCUGUAACCUGAAGCUUAUGUAACCCGAGGUACCACUGUAGCCCUUGCUCCCCAGGAAUUUUUUUUCACAGGCAGACCAGUGGCUGUCCAGAAACUAACUGAGCAUGGAGGUUAAGGGGCCUGCAGUCCUGCAGACUGUGUGGCUGUUUAGCCUGUGCCUCUCAUUCUUUGAAGUGGCCCAUUGUGAUUCUAAGAAGAGGUUGGAAUGCCAUGACCCCUGAAAGCCCCAGAUGCCCUAUUCUGCCUCAAUAUUCAUUGGAGCCACUUCCUUCUCUGUGAGCUCCAGAUUCUCCACCAGAGGCAUGAAAUGCUUCCCAGAAGCAACUGGUUAGCCACUGUGAGAACAGGAUGCUGGAUUAGAUGUCACAUGAGCAUUGGCCUGAUCAUGUGACAGGGCCCUUAUUUUGUAUUCCUUAUUUUGUAUUGCCCUGCUCUGCCGCAGUGUCCAUUAGAGCCACUUCCUUCUCUGUAAGCUCCAGGUCUUCUUCUGAACAGGAUUCCAUCAAAGGCAUUGCAUACAUCCAGAAGCAUCUGGUUAGCUACUGUGAGAAGAUGGGCCUUUGGCCUGAUCAUGCGGCGGGGCCUUGCUUGUGUAUUCCUGAAAACUUGACACCAAUCCUUUUCUUACUAGAUCAGUUUUGGCUCGGCUGCUCAGGAUCUGAAUGAGAAAACCCAUUUCCCUUUUGUCUACCGGAUAGCCCCCAAAGAAGAAACCCAGUACAUGGGGAUCGUCAAGUUGCUGCUCCAUUUUAGGUGGACAUGGGUUGGUCUCUUUGUUCCAGACAAUGACAAUGGAGAAAAGUUCCUGAGUGUUUUCACACCUCUGCUGAUUCGCAGUGGGAUUUGUGUGGCUUUCUUGGAAAAAAUCCCUUUUUUCAUUGUGGAGAUGUCAUCCUUACAUUGUAAACCUUCUGUCCUGAAACAAGUCAAGGUGUUCAUUUACUAUGGAGACUCUGAAUAUGGAGUUUAUGUGAUCAUCUACUUACAAAACAUUCAUGAAUUGAGGAAAUCUCAGGGGAUAGUCUGGAUCACAACAGACAUUCCGAGUGUUGAUGAGACAUUGUUUGGUGAUGUGGCUUCCUUCCAGCCUGCCCAUGGUUCUCUAUCCUUUAUCAUGAAUACCAAGAAAAGGACAGAACAUGGCUACAAUACUCGACUGUCUUCUGAACCUAAAGUUACAGUUGCACAGGUUUGGCAGAGAGCAUUCAAUUGUUCAUGUUCAAAUGACGUGUUGUCUAUGGAGGGUUGGACAAGAUGCACAGAAAAGGAACAGCUGGAAACUUUGCCCCAGAAAGCGGUUGAGGGAAUCUGGUCUCAAGAUCGUUACAGCAUUUACUACGGUGUCCAACUUGUGGCCCAAGCCUUAAAUGUUGCAUAUUCAUCCAGAUCAAAAUGGAUGCUAAUGGCGAGUGGAGGAGACAGAUUUGAACUGCAAAGGCUGCAGCCAUGGCAGGUCUGUCCUCUCCCCUUUUUGCCAUCUGUUUUCUGUCAUUGGAAUUCUUUUUGGAGUCUGUAUCUUUUGUAGUUUAUCUCAUUGUGGUUGUAUGUCCUGUCCUUCACAAAAUAGAGUAUAAUAAAUUGUUAAGGAGCAUUCUCUCACAUUGAUUAUUUAAUAUAAUUAUUUCAUAAAAUGUAUAUAUCGCCUGACUGCUGAAAAAACCUCAAAAUAGUUUACAAAAAAAGUUAAAGCAAUAAAAUUCUCACAAAGAAAUGUAAUACCCUAAUUUGAAAGAUAUAGAAAGUUGAAAUCACAAUUGUUGUUGUUUAGUCGUUUAGUCAUGUCCGACUCUUUGUGACCCCAUGGACCAGAGCAUGCCAGGCCCUCCUGUCUUUGUACAAAAUGUUCCUUUCAUAUCUCCAAUUUCCUUGAACAGAUCUCUGCUUUUUCCCAUUCUAUUGUUUUCCUCUAUUUCUUUGCAUUGCUUGUUUAAGAAGGCCCUCUUGUCUCUCCUUGCUAUUUUCCGGAAAUCUGCAUUCAAUUUCCUGUAUCUUUCACUACCUCCCUCGCAUUUUGCUUGCCUUCUCUCCCCCACUAUUUGUAAGGCCUCACUAUUUGUAAGAAAUCACAAUAGGAUAGAUUAAGGCAGAUCAAAAUGCAAGCUUUCUAGAGUUCCAAUGUGUUUUCCCGGCCAUGUCCUCAACAUACAGUUUGUUUAUUUCAGUCUUAUCCCCAAGAGGAUUAAAAACCUCAUAAAGGACCUGUUAUAAUGACCCAAAUGUCAUCAAACAUGGCUGAUAGGAGUUCAGUUCAAAUUGGUAUGAUGUCUGGAACAUUUCUCAAUUAUCAAAGAAAAACAAGACCAUGUCCUACAAAAUAUUUUACUUCGGAAAAGGAUUUAAUAAAUCAAAUGCCUAGGAAACAUCCUGCAAUUGUUUUGCAAUUAUAUAUUUUACUAUCAUCUUACCUUUCCCGCCCCGACCUGGCCACAGUGAUCCAUGCGACGGUCAUCUCCAGGCUUGACUACUGUAAUUCGCUCUACGCGGGGCUGCCCUUGAAGCUGUCACAGAAACUCCAGCGGGUGCAGAAUGCUGCAGCGAGGCUCCUCACGGGGUCUCUGCCAUGGGAGCAAAUUCACCCAGUGUUUUUCCAGCUGCACUGGCUCCCGGUGGAGUACAGGGUCAGAUUUAAGGUGCUGCUUUUGACCUUUAAAGCCCUUCACGCCCUAGGACCCUCGUACCUACAGGACCGCCUCUCCCAGUAUGCUCCACGGAGAGCCUCAAGGUCCAUAAAUAGCAACACCCUUGUGGUCCCGGGCCCUAAGGAAGUUAGAUUGGCUUCAACCAGAGCCAGGGCCUUUUCAACUCUGGCUCCGGUCUGGUGGAACGCUCUGCCUCAUAAGACCAGGGCCCUGCAGGAUCUGAUUUCUUUCCGCAGGGCCUGUAAGACAGAGUUGUUCCGCCUGGCCUUUGGCUUGGAGCCAAUUUGAUUCCCCCCUCUCUUUCUUUUUUCUUUUCCUUUUCCUUCUGCGAUGAGGCUACAUUUUAAUAUUUUAAUAUUUCAAUAUUUUAAUGUUGUAUUUUUUAAUUUUGUUUUUAAGUUGUAAUCAUUUAACUUGUUUUUAUUAUUGCUUGUAAGCCGCUCUGAGCCCGGCCUUGGCUGGGGAGGGCAGGGUAUAAAUAAAAAUUAUUAUUAUUAUUAUUAUUAUUAUUAUUAUUAUUAUUAUUAUCAUCUACAAUGGAGUUUGCACACAAGCCUGCAGUUCUCACAUUAUAUCAUGUUUUCUAAAUGCUGGUGUUUUCUCUCUCAUUCCAGCUUCACACUUUCUUAAAAGAAAUCCAGCUUUCUAAUGCAUCCAUAGGAGGGAUGUAUUUUGAUAAGAAAGGGGAGCUGACUGCCAACUUUGAUAUCAUGAACUCAGUCGUGUUUCGCAAUGGAUCUAACAGCAGAAUGAAAGUUGGGAGCAUCAAGAAACACCCCUCCUCUGACAUAAAAUUAACCAUUAAUGCAGAAGCCAUUUUGUGGCCUGGGAAAUUCAGCAAGGUUAUUGCAAUUAUUUAUUUAUUGCAUUUAUAUCCUUUCAGAAUUCAUGCCCAUGUCUAUUUCUAUGGAAACCUUGGAACCUUGGAAAUCUUCCAGACACACUGGAAGAUUCCGGAACACUUCUGUUAGCAUCUAUAAGCUUCUAUGGCUUCUGUAAGCUUCAGUGGCUUCUGAACAUCUGAAACGCCAUUAUAGCAGACAUAUGCCACCUUUUCUCAACGGAGCUCAACAUGCUAUAUAUGGUUUCCUGCCUCUUCAUUUUAUCCCCUCAACAACUCUGUGAAGUAGGACAGAUUGAGAGGAAGUGAAUGGCCCAAGGUCACCCAGGAAGAUUCAUGGCUGCAUGGGAAUUGGAACCUUAGUCACCUGGGUUCUUGUCCAUCCCUUUAACCACUCCACCACACUGGCUGCAGUUCCCUUGUGGUGACAUCUGCUAAGUUCGGAUAACCCUAAGAUGGCUCUUACCAGGGUGACCGCCACUUCCCAGAUGUCUGCAUCACUGCUGUUUUCCUUGUCCUCUUUGUUUUGCAUAGCAAUUCAGUUGGAGAGGGGCAAAGAGAGGAGAGGCUGUCUUUACACUUUUCCUUGUUUAUCCACUCAGAGGGGGAGAUGGAAAUGCAUCAAUGGGCCCAAAGUUGACAGGGGGGCCGUAGCUGCCAUGUGGGCUUUAACAGCUGCCCAGUAAUGCCGACUGCUUUUAAAAACACAGAAACACAUAUCAUAAUAUCAAACAGAAGCAAUAAAAGGAAAUAGAGAGUUUAAUUAGUUAACCUUUUCUAAAUCCCAUUAUGCUUUUUAAAGAUGAAACUUUAUGUCAGAAACAAGACAAUUUCUGCACAGAUCAACAAAAUUUAGAGGGGUCUCAUUCCUAUUUUUAAGCUUUCUAACCUGGCCUCAGAAUUCUAAAAAAAGAUUAUUAUUUGAUGUCUGCAAUUUAUGCUGAUCUCUGUUGAUGCUCCCUCUCCUUGUUUUUAGGUCGUGCCUCGUUCAAGAUGCACCGAAAGCUGUCGCCCUGGAUAUGCCAGAGUGGCUAAGGAAGGAGAGCCCGUUUGCUGCUAUGAUUGUGCUCCUUGUGCGGAAGGGACCAUCUCCAUUCAGGAAGGUGGGUGACUGAGUGCUCUAUGGGAUACAGCUGUGGGCAGCCGGAGGAUGCUGCUUCAUCCACCAUGGGGCCUGCUCAUAAAAAAGUAAACCUAGAGUGAAAAACCAGGGUGAGAUCAGCAGUUCGUAGGAACCUUCCUCUUUGCCAGAUUUUUGCGGAAGAGCUGUGUGGUUGUUUGGGAUUUCAGUGAGAGCACAGAGUUUGAGAGGGGAAGUGUGUCAGAAGGAUAGGGAGCGGAUACUCAUUUAUAUAUAUAAGUAAUCUUGUAUUUGGGACGCGGGUGGUGCUGUGGGUUAAACCACAGAGCCUAGGACUUGCCAAUCGGAAGGUCGGCGGUUCGAAUCCCCGGGUUGGGGUGAGCUCCCGUUGCUCGGUCCCUGCUCCUGCCAACCUAGCAGUUCGAAAGCACGUCAAAGUGCAAGUAGAUAAAUAGGUACCGCUCCGGAGGGAAGGUAAACGGCAUUUCCAUGCGCUGCUCUGGUUCACCAGAAGUGGCUUUGUCAUGCUGGCCACAUGACCCGGAAGCUGUCUGUGGACAAACGUCGGCUCCCUCGGCCAGUAAAGCGAGAUGAGCGCGCAACCCCAGAGUCGGUCAUGACUGGACCUAAUGGUCAGGGGUCCCUUUACCUUUACUAAUCUUGUAUUAUUGUAACAUUUUUAUACACAACUGAUUAUUGCUUAAGUUGUCAGCUGUUGCUUUAGUUUUCUGUGCACCACUUUUCAUGUUAAGUAGCCUAGAAUUGGAAGGAUAAAUGAAUGAAUGAAAUAAAAUCAAAACAUGUGCAAACUUUCCUUAUAGAAGGAGAACACUAUGUAAUCUUUUCUGUUUCUCCAACAUGGAAGCAAAUCUGAUGAUGCCUACAUGAUGCCUACAUCAGACUAAAAUGUUCAAAAAUGGCUUAAGAAUGCCAUUUUUAUUCUGUGCAGGAUAUAGUACUAUUCAAGCAAAUCCUGACAUAAGCCAGGGAAAUGUUGUCCCUCUCUGAUUUCCUGACCUCUCCCACUUUGUUGUAUUAUCCCAUUGUAUUGGAACACAGACAGUUAAGGAUGUGUGAGAUUUCUUAGUGAUACUGAAGUCAUUCUUCUUCUCUUCAGAUGCAAAGCAUUGCACCAAAUGCCCAGAAGAACAGCAUGCAAAUCAAGCAAGAGACAAAUGUGCCCCCAAGAUUAUAACAUUCCUCACUUAUGAAGAACCCUUGGGGAUCCUCCUGGUUUCCUUUGCUCUCUUCUUGUGCUUAACCGCUUGUGUUGUGCUAGGAAUCUUCAUUAAAUACAUGAAAACUCCCAUAGUCAAAGCUAACAAUCGAGACUUAUCCUAUAUCCUCCUUAUCUCCCUCCUGCUUUCCUUUUUGUCCUCCUUCCUCUUCAUCGGCCGGCCAAGCAAAGUGACCUGCCUUCUCCGACAAACAGUCUUCAGCAUCAUCUUCUCAGUUGCCGUCUCUUCUGUGUUGGCAAAAACCAUCACUGUGGUGCUGGCCUUCCUGGCCACAAAGCCAGGGAACAGGGUGAGGAAAUGGCUAGGGAAGAGUCUGGCCAACUCCAUUGUCCUUUCCUGUUCCAGUAUGCAGGUUGUCAUCUGCACCAUCUGGCUAGGAAUCUUUCCACCCUUCCCAGACUCCGACAUGCAGUCCCAAGCUAGAAAGAUCAUCCUUCUAUGCAAUGAAGGAUCUGUUGCCAUGUUUUACACUGCCCUUGGCUACAUGGGCUUCCUGGCAGCCAUUUGCUUCAUGGUUGCUUUCCUAGCCAGAAAGCUUCCCGGGUCCUUCAAUGAAGCCAAGCUGAUCACCUUCAGCAUGCUGGUCUUCUGCAGUGUUUGGGUGUCCUUUGUGCCUACCUACCUGAGCACAAAAGGGAAGUUCAUGGUAGCUGUUCAGGUCUUCUCUAUGUUGGCGUCCAGUGCUGGACUUCUGGGCUGCAUCUUCCUACCGAAGUGCUACAUUAUCAUACUCAGGCCUGAUCUGAACACAAAGGCACAUCUAACUACAAAAAGUGAAGGCGGUAGUAUCUGA